This is a messenger RNA of Blastomyces dermatitidis ER-3, 1323 nucleotides long. RefSeq lists its product as uncharacterized. Gene Ontology annotation, biological process: regulation of transcription by RNA polymerase II. The transcript is spliced from 2 exons. The coding region runs from base 1 to 1323 and encodes 440 amino acids. Gene Ontology annotation, cellular component: SWI/SNF complex; nucleus. Lineage: Eukaryota; Fungi; Ascomycota; Eurotiomycetes; Onygenales; Ajellomycetaceae. The record is from RefSeq and is a predicted model, not a curated record. Gene Ontology annotation, molecular function: transcription cis-regulatory region binding.
AUGAGCAUUAAGUCGGGCAUUCACGCGGAGAUGCGAAUGGCGUUGGACACCUUAACGGAGAUAUCCAAUGAACGAACGAUACAGGUUUCACUCGAUAAUUGCGAGGAUCUGGUUGAAGCAUUGAUCGAAUGUGCGGAGGAACAAGCUGAACUUCUUGCGGAGAAUGCAGCUGAAGUUUCUGAUGUUAUGCUGCUACCGUCGUAUGAAGAGGUUCUUCGAGGCUGCCGGCAAGAGAUGGAAGCCCUACUCGAUGUACCAGAGUUUGGCAGUCUAGAUUACGAGCUCGAUCGCGCCGUGGAUCGGUUAAUAUGUAUCACCACUAUUAUACGAAACUUUUCCUUUGCUGAAUCGAACCUGGCUUCACUGGGCACAAGAAACAUGCUGUUACGAACUCAUCAAAAUACCCUCGAUUUCAUGAAAGACGCCGUCAUUUAUCUCAGCAAUCUGUCUCAUUCUAUUCAACUUCCUGGAAAGGAUGAAGCACUCUGUUUAUUGCAUUUCCUCUUAUCUUUUGCCCCGACUCCUGUUCCAACCUCCUUCGGACCUAACACUAUCAUGUUCACACCGUACAACCCAAGCAUACACAGAUACAUGCCUGCUGCCGUUGACAGCUUGGCCAAGCUACUUGCACGAGACGACCCCAAUCGCACCUACUACAAAGCCAUCUUUGCCCAAGACUUCACCUCAACACCUCCUUACGAACUCCUAACCCGAACCUUUGGCCUCUCCAUCGCCGCAAUCCCAGAACACAUGCGGGGAAACAUUGUCGCCCUAGUUGACGCCCGCAAACCACUACUGAUGCAGGGCAUGCUUGCCGCCGAGCUCCUAUCCGGCUUCGCAGACAACAACCUCGCGCGCUCCUGGCUAGUAUCCUUAGACGGGUUCGCUAUCAGUCUUCUUCGCCUCGCCUGCCUCCUGAGCACAGAUCGCACAUCAGCGGCCGCGUCCUCAGCAGCAGUGUCAGCGCAGCACCGGCACGGCAGCCACCAGGCCGCACGGGCCGCUGAGGCGGAAUUCCAUGGCUAUGGAUCCAUCACGUCGCGGGCGCUGGCGGUGCUUGUGCGCCUUGCGCGGAAGUCAAGGAUGGCAGAUUCUGCCGGUAGUGGCAGUGGCAGUGGCAGCGGCAGCGGCAGUAGCAAUAACAAUGAUAAUACUGGGGGAGGAAGUGGACAUGGACAUGGACAUGCGCAUGGGAGUAAAGGGGGAGAAGUUCCGCUGGGGGUGCUGCCGAAGAAGGAGAAUUUCCUAGGCGCGCUUUUGACGCCGAAUAUUGACCCGAAUGUUGUGAGGCAGCUUUGUGAAUAUGCAGGGUUGGGGGAUUGA